ACUCUACAAGUCCAAUUCACAAUCAAAAUGAAGUUCUCUCUCGCCACCAUCACUGCCUUCGCUGGUGCCAUCAGCGCUGCCAGCCUUCCCAACGCCUUCACUCUCGUUGCCGAGGGCGGCAAGACCGUCCUGACCGAUGGCCAGAACGCUUACAUCAAUGCCAACACCACCGACCAUGAGAUUCUGAUCCUCCGUGGCGGCAGCCCCAACGGCCUUGUCUCAUACACUGCCAAGAACGGUGUUCCCACCGCUUUCCAGAACCUCUACAUUGUCGAGGACUCUGUCUCGCCCGUCGGUCUGACCCUGCCUCACUCCGGUGCUGUCCCUGAGGGUGGCAACAUCACUGGAUUUGGUGUCAACGAGCAGGGUCUGUUCACCCAUGGCGGCAAGCCUUGGUUCGCCAUUGACGGCUACGGCGAGAACGAGAUUAAGGAGAUCUUCUGGUACGCUGCUCACAACGCUGAGUACCGCAGUGAGAAGCUCUAUGUCAAGGAGCUGAAGAACUACUCCCCCUAA
This is a messenger RNA of Penicillium crustosum, 516 nucleotides long. RefSeq lists its product as uncharacterized. Lineage: Eukaryota; Fungi; Ascomycota; Eurotiomycetes; Eurotiales; Aspergillaceae. The coding region runs from base 28 to 516 and encodes 162 amino acids. The transcript has 2 exons. The record is from RefSeq and is a predicted model, not a curated record.